Messenger RNA from Mycena indigotica, 3465 nucleotides. RefSeq lists its product as uncharacterized. The transcript is spliced from 9 exons. The coding region runs from base 1 to 3465 and encodes 1154 amino acids. Gene Ontology annotation, biological process: dolichol-linked oligosaccharide biosynthetic process; protein N-linked glycosylation. The record is from RefSeq and is a predicted model, not a curated record. Gene Ontology annotation, molecular function: dolichyl pyrophosphate Glc2Man9GlcNAc2 alpha-1,2-glucosyltransferase activity. NCBI's taxonomy places the organism in Eukaryota, Fungi, Basidiomycota, Agaricomycetes, Agaricales, Mycenaceae. Gene Ontology annotation, cellular component: endoplasmic reticulum.
AUGGCGACCACAUACGUGGGCUUCGUCGGCCUCUCCAUCAUUGUGCUCAAAGAGUUCAAUUCAGUCGUUACAGAGCCCUACAUGGUGUGCUAUUCGCAACACUCAUCACUGCAUAAACAUGACCCGUUGGCAUCUAACCAGGACGAGCCAUUCCACAUACCCCAAGCACAGGCAUACUGUCGCGGCGAAUUUGACACAUGGGAUCCGAAACUAACAACUCCGCCAGGACUCUACAUUUUGACUCUGGUGCUGAAGAAGAUGUUCAUGCUCAAGUGCAACGUCGCACAACUCCGUCUGACAACGGCGCUAUCUCUUCUCUUCCUUCCCCUCGUUCUUGGACGUCUACUUGCUUUCCAUCAACGCGGACGACUGCCACGAUGGACUGAACCGCCGCUCGAUGCGUUGAUCCUCUCCUGCUUCCCGAUUGCAUGGUUUUUCGGUUUCCUGUACUACACCGAAGUACCCAGUCUUGUCUUUGUUGUUGGGACGAUAGCGGCUGCCUUCCAGGGCAAGCACUGGCUUGCGGCUUUGUUGGGUCUAGGCAGCUGCACCUUCCGCCAGACGAAUAUAAUAUGGGUGCUCUACGCGUAUGCUAUGAGCCAGCUCAUGUACCUCCGGUUCCGACGCUCCCCGCCAGGUGCAAAACCACUUGGUCAGCUUCACGACCCUUUAGCUUUUGAAGCGCGUCCCAACGAUAUUAUCAAGACUCUUUUGAGCUUGCCAAGCGUCAUUCGAGACAUACUACCAGCAUUUGUUCCAUACGCUUUGGUGUUGAUUGCUUUUGCUGCCUUUGUUGUCUGGAAUGGAGGGAUUGUUCUUGGCGACAAGUCAAACCACAUACCCACUUUGCAUGUCCCUCAAAUGUAUUACUUCAUCGCCUUCUCAACUGCAUUUGGGUGGCCAGUCCUGAUCAGUGGUAAACACGGUGUUAUUGGACUCGUGAGGCAGGUCUACUUGCGGAUGUUUGGGAGCAAACUACGAAUACUGUGCACCAUUCUUUCUUCGCUGGCUAUGGCUUUCACAGUCAAUCUCUUCACGAUUCACCACCCCUUCCUACUCUCUGACAAUCGACAUUAUACUUUCUAUGUGUGGCAUAGGAUCUACAUGCGCUUUCCUGCUCCAUACCUGCUGAUUCCAUUCUAUAUUGCUUGUGCGUGGGCCUGGUUCUUGCGUGUUGGCGAGCAACAAACCAUGCUUCAAACAUUUCUCCUUCCCAUAUUUGUUCUGCCUACGCUGCUACCUACGCCGCUCCUGGAGCCUCGCUACUUUUUGAUACCCUACAUUCUUUUGAGAUCUCAGGUGGCAGAUAUUCCUAGUUGGUCGGUGGCCUUGGAAGGGGGAUGGUAUGUGGCUAUUAAUGCCGCGACGAUGUAUGUUUUUCUCUACAUGCCUCGGGAGGGCCCAACUUCUUCAACUUUGCACCCACCUCUUGAGGGUCGGGCCGCCUCUGCGCGCUUCUCUUCCCCUUCUCUUUUCUCUAUUACCAUGCCAUCCGACGGAGGGUCUAGCACUCCCCCAAAAGCUGCUACGAGGAGUUCGAUUCGUCAUUCUCUGGGACUAGCGUCGAAGGCGUUGGCCGCUAUCAGCAAAGACAAAGAAGGAACGAAGAAACUGAAGGACGCCAGUGGCCAUUCGCGUCGCCUUUCCGCUGUGGACGCGAAGCCCAGCAUCGCACUGGCGCCUCGCGCUUCGCUGGGAGAUGUCAACCGGCCUUCUACCAUUGCCCCAAAACGAACCAUGACCCCAGAGUCCAAAACGAUCACCCGCCGACGUGUGUCUGGCACAAUCAAAGAAGACCAGCAGCCUGAGCAAAAUACGAAUGGGAAUGGGACAAUAACACGGUCUGCGUCACUCAGACCCCGGCCUGGGGUGUCUGCUCUUCCAAAGUAUCGUCCGCGGUCGGUUGUAGGAGGCGAGAAGCCACCAUCUCCAGUGAGAGCGGGGACUAGACGGAGACUAGCCGGCUCAGAUGAAGACGAAGAUGACCAGGCCUCCAAAGUCGUUGAAACUGCUGUUGAGAAGAGUAUGCGACCGAUCAGCCCACUCCCGCAAAGGGCUGCCCUCAAGGCCAAUCUAAGCAGCGCUAUAAAUGCCCCAAGUCCACCCGUCAAACAGGUCAAAGCUGCUCCGAAAGCAAAGGACACUCCGCCGAGACCGACCAAGACGGUCAGAACGACCCCGUCUGCCAAUAAUAUCCACAACACCAUUAACAACAAUGCUAUCCCCCGACCUUCCUCGUCAACCUCGAGUUCGAGUUCGUUCACUCCGCGCACUCCGAAAUCGACAAAUCCCAAAGGUGGCGCUAGUAGCAAAAACGGCAGUCCUCUUCGAAGCCAGACCGAAUCGCCACUUGCCCGGCAUUCCAAAAAAGCGUCAUCAUCGCAGCUUGGAAUCCCUCUCGAAGCGGGGAACAUGUCCCAUAUCUCGGAAGAAGGAAACAGCGAAGACGAAGAAGUUGCUCUUCUACUAGCGCCAGUUGCCCCUCCUGGCGCGCCCACGCCAGCGAUGCCGCGCAAUGUAGUAACUUCCCGCAGAGUACGGAAGCCUCCCCAGACUCCUACCCGCUCGCAACUACCGUCUCGUGCAAACAUGUCCUAUCUGUCCCCUCUUCCCCCCACAAACGAAAAUAGCCCUUCUUCUUUACGCCCCAAGCCGGCUGGCAAUGUCCCUAUUGCAGGUCGAGGUUCAAUUUUGUCCUGGGAACAACUGGCUGAAGCAUCGCGGUCGCUCGACCAAGACGAGAUUGCCCAUAUGCUCUCCGAGAUGCCCGCUCCCUUCCGUUCUGGCGCAGUGUCGCCCGUCAGUCCGAUUGACGUACCAGAGAGCCCUUGCCUGAGCGCCAUGAACUCUCCAGGAGAGUUUGGCUCGAUUUCACAGGUGCUUUUACCAGAGGUCACACCCUCGCCCGCCCCACAUGCAAACCACUCGAGGCUGACGGAGAAAGACAUCCCCGCCGUCGACCCAGCCGUCGUCACCCUUUUGCGUCUCCAACUGGCUUCUGUUGAGAACACGGCCAAAGAGCGAUUGCAUCAGCUGAAUCUGAUGGAGGAGGAGAUCCACAACCUGAAGCAAGCGAGAAUGCGGGAUGCAGAGGAACUCAGGCAACAAGUUGGCGAUCUGGAACACGAACUUCGUGGGAGUCUUGAACUGCGGCAACGGACGGAUGAGGACCGCUCGGCGCAUAUUGCGUCGUUGGAAGACCAGUUGAGGGCCGCUGAUGAGUCACAUAUCCAACAGAUCGACGACAUUGUCGAGGAGACCAAGGCAAGCGUGCAGAGAGAGGCGGACGUGGAAAGGGCGAAGGUGUCUGCCGUGUGGUGUGCACGUGUUGCUGGCACCCAGUGGGCGUUCGUGAGAGACUUUGCGGAAAACGAGCUGGAUGCGAUCAAAGGCGACCGGGAAAUUCUGGCGGCGCUGUUGACUGACCUAGACGCCAUGCGCGAGAGGGCGUUGGCCGCGUGUUGA